AUGAUAAGCAAAGGACGAUUUAUUUUUCUAUUUUAUUUUACAAUUGUUUCUUCGCUUAAAAUUGUAAUAAAAUUUAUGAGAAUUAAAUUAGAUAUAUGCAAAUUUUGUGUUUCUUGGAAAAAAAAAAUUUUCUUAAAUAUUUCAGUGGAAGAAUUAGCGAAAGCUGGCAUAACAAUUUUAGUUGGUCCUCCAAAUGUGGAAAUUUCCAAUAUUCUCGAUGCGUUAAGCGUCGAUUAUGGAAUAACAUUUCUCAGCUAUUUUUGGGAAUCAAAUCCGUGUGGUUAUCAUAGAAAUGGCUAUAAUUUAUUUCCAACUCAACAAUAUUAUAAAGCACUUUUUCGAGUGCUCGAUUAUUGGCAGUGGGAACGAACUGUGAUUGUUAUCGAAAAAUCUAAUACUUUCUGUCGUUAUAAAGAUUUUAUUGAAAAGUCUAAUAAACAAGUAAUUUUAUUGGAAAUCGAUGAUGAUUCUCAUCAUGGAUUUCUAAGAGCGGGGAAAUUAAUUCGAGUAAUUUGUGAUCAAACGAACUGUUGGAGAAAUUCAAAUCGUCUAUUAGUCGAUUUAUCGCCAAAAAAUACGUAUAAAUUUUUGCGUACUGCACUUAUGCUUGGAAUGAUUAAUUUACGAAAUUGGUACUUAAUAACCUCACUCAAGAAUUUAGCUAUUUUUCAGCAGCGUUUUUUAACUGUAACUUCCAUAGAAGAGCGACCAUAUUUAAUGCAAAAAACGUUGCCUAAUGGACGAAUAAUUUUUGAAGGAUUUUGCGUUGAUCUACUCGAUAAGCUUGCUGAAAAUUUAGAUUUUGAAUAUAAAAUAAAUAUAGUAAAAGAUGGAAAAUAUGGUGAACAAAUCAAUGGAACUGAUAAAUGGAAUGGAAUGAUUGGCGAAAUACUUAGCGGGAAGGCUGACAUGGUUGUAGCACCUAUUACGGUUACCGCAGGGCGACUUGAAGUUGUCGAUUUCACUGAUCCGUUUUUGCAACUCGGAAUUUCAAUGCUAAUGCGUCAACCUAAUCGAACAACUUCAUCUUCAUUAACAUCAUUCUUAUGGCCGCUUAGUGGUUCGGUUUGGAUGUAUUCAGUUUUUGCUAUAAUCGGCACAGCAUUAUCUGUUAUAUUAAUUUCAUUAUUGAGUCCUUCAGAAUCAGCGCAUGAAUUUGGCAUUAUGAAUAGCGCAUGGUACUUAAUUUGUAUCUUAUUGCGUGCUGGUUCGGGAUAUAAUUGCCAAUCGUUAUCAAAUAGGAUUAUCAGUGCUAUUUGGUGGUCAUUUACGUUAGUUCUUUUCGCUCAAUAUACAGCAAAUUUUGCAGCUUUAUUAACUGUUGAAAGAAAAUCGAUGCCAUUGAAUUCAUUCGAAGAGUUGGGCAAUCAAACAGAGUAUGCGUUUGGCUCAAUCUUAGGUGGAUCAACGAUGCAAUUCUUUAAACAGUCUCGUCUUGAAAUUUUUCAAAGAAUUUGGAGUCGAAUGGAAAGUACAACGCCAUCCGUUUUUGUUCAUUCCAAUAAUGAAGGCGUUGAAAGAGUAUUAAAUGAAAAAUAUAUAUUUCUUAUGGAAUCCGCAUCAUUAGAAUAUCAGCUAACACAAAAUUGCAAUUUGACUCGAGUUGGCACGGUCGUUCUAGGUUCCAAAGGUUAUAGUAUUGCAGUUCGUAAAGGAUCGAUUUGGCGUGAACGAUUAACAAGGCAAAUACUCGAUUUUAAUGAAAAGGGAAUUAUUUUGAUGUUAAAAUCAAAUUGGUGGAAUAACGCGCAAAUGAAUUGGUUCUCUCACCAAAGAAUUUCACUUAAUAGUCAUAUGAAUUUUUUUCAUAAUCACAGCCAUUUUUUUCGCUCAAAAUUAUAA
Messenger RNA from Dracunculus medinensis (Guinea worm), 1842 nucleotides. The record is from the annotation of a GenBank genome assembly. Lineage: Eukaryota; Metazoa; Nematoda; Chromadorea; Rhabditida; Dracunculidae.